AUUUGUUGAGUGACAACCGUAGCUGGUGGCCCACAGACCUCAGCAAGGGCUUUCAGCGACUAGAACCAGUCUGCUUUUAAGUGGAAAGAGAGUCAUUUAUAUAAACAUUAAUCUUACCGUUAACGGUACUACGUGCUAUCCGCAAAAGCUGCAGCCGGCCCGAAAACGUCAUCGCCACAGAUAUCAGCAGCAAAAUGGAAACAAAUUGGUAGCCGCGACUGGCCGCGACCACUUUCAGGUUCCGUAUUUAGUGACCUUCGCGCCUGUCGUGGUGGGCCUCAAAAUUGUCGAAACAGGAGCUCUGACCUAGACUCGAUCCAUUCCGCAUCUACCAUGAAGUGGUGGCCGGUGCUUCUUUUUGUGUGGGCAGCAGUCUUAGCAGUGAGUGCGGCCGAGGAAGAAGACUACUACAAGCUGUUAGGUGUCAAGCGCACGGCCACUGAACGGGAGAUCAAGAAGGCGUUCCGCAAGCUGGCCCUCAAGUACCACCCGGACAAGAACAAGGAGCCAGGCGCCGAGGAGAAGUUCAAGAAUAUUGCGCAGGCUUACGAGGUCCUGUCAGACGCCGAGAAGCGCAAGAAGUACGACCAGUUUGGCAGCUCCGCCUUCAAGCAAGGCGGUGACGGGGGCGGCAGGUCGCAGUUCCAUGACUUCGACAUGCACGACUUCUUCCGUCACUUCGAUGACGCCUUCAACUUCCACCAGCAGCAGCACGGCCGAGCACAUUUCCACCAUGGCCAUCCCGACUUUGGUCAGCAAAAGCCACACCAACACCAUCACCACGGAGGCCAACGCUCAUUCUUUGGCAAUGCAUUCAACAUGGAGGACCUGUUUUCUGACUACGACGAUGAGCGCGAGGACUGGAUGGGAGGUGGCGGUGGCGGACCCUUUGGAGAAGUCUUUGGCUCGGGUGAAUCCUUUGCACGGUCGCACUUCUCGCGUCACGCGCAGAAUCACCGUGCCAACAUGUUUCACCAGCAUAGUGAUGGGCAAGGUCAUUGCAAGACCGUCACGCAGAGAGUCGGCAACAUGGUGACAACUUAUACUCAGUGCUCCUAGGAAACAAAGAAGCUUCGAGUGCGGGUCUCCCUGCGUGGAGUGAAAACUGUAACUGUAAAUUCAAGGUGCUCAGGUUGUGCUUGUAAAAAGCAGACUAACUGGAGCACCGUGCUCUGAUCUGUGAUGUUUGGGUGCGAGCCCACAGUUUUCUGCAGCCUGCUGCAGUCCGGUUAAGGAUGUGUUGUUGUUUUAUAUUGUGUACAUACUCAAGUCUCUCCUUACAAUUUUUUUUUUUUUUUUUCCCCGGUUAGUAAAUUGUGUGCCUAUCGGAGGUUGUGACUGGCUGAAGUAGACCUAGAAGCUUUGUAGCCAAGAAAUUUGUACAGUGUGUGAAAAAUGUAAGAACUGAAACUUUUUGUGAAUGCAAGCACAGGCAAUCAACCUGUGCCACAUCAACAAAUAGUAUUGAGAAGACUACACAGCCUUUCUAUACUAAAAUACUUCAGCCAUUGGGAGGGAUAAAAAAAAUAAUCUGGCACUGAGCUGGAAGUAGCUAAUGGAAAAUGGCUGCCAAAUAUAAUGACAUUUCUGUGCCGCCAUAUACGUGCACAUUGAGCAAGCAAAACUGAUACGUACAUUGUAUACCGGUCAUCUAUUUUAAUUGAAACAAGCUUAUUAAAGAUUUCCUGUAGUAGAUUCUGUCACAUCACCUGGAUUACUUCGACAGGCAGGCACUACUCGUUAGGCAAACUGCAGGGUGAUGCAGGGCAAAUUAAUGGAUUUUCACAGUGUUGUGACUCGGUGAGAAAAGUUUGUAAACUGUUUUACCCAAUGUGAGAAGCAUUUAUAGCCAUAACACAAGUCUGAUAAACCGUCACUUGCUGUACCGGUUUCAUUUCUGCGACUCCACAUCAUGUCUGGAGAGGCACUAGGUAAUCACAAGAACGUGAUUUAUUAUUGGAUAUGGCUGUGGGUACGGCAAGGAUUGGCCAGUGUUUUUCAUCACAUAUUACUUGCAACUGCAUGUAGUCUAAAGACAAGUGUUGCAGUGUGGCCACUGCAUGUAGUUUGCACAGUGUUUAAGCUCAACAUAAAUAUGAACCACAUCACAUUAGCAUCACAGUGACAUGAAGGUGACCGGUAGGGCGCAUGGUGUGAUGGCAACCCAAACUAUGCCAGAGACAAUCGUGCCAGUGAAAGCUGCUUUGUUUUUUUUGGUUUUAUUUUGCCUGCUCCUGCAUGUUUGGUGUUGCAUGAGCAGUGCUGUAUUUUUUUUUUUACUCUAGGGCUGUAUUUUAUAACGAUCCACUUCAUUUUACGUUGUUUUGCGGAUGUUAUGCGGAUGCUGACAUUAUCACUGGCAUUGACCACUCAGCACAACACGUUACAAGAUAAGAAUGGAGGACGAAAUGGAGUGUUGCAUACUACGAGUCCUGUAUUCUCUUUUGCCCAAGAGAAGGUAGUCCAUGAUAUAUAUUGUCAAAGUAAGUUUGUUUUGCUAUGUUGCCCAAAUUUAUUGGAUUCUUUACAGAUGCAGGUUCUUAAGUAUUAUUUAUUUAUUUAUGCCAGAUGGCUUUUGAAUGCUUUUUUUGUCAUCUUGGGGAUGGGGUGUGGCAGCAGGUGUUUGUGGAGGCACUUCUUUGUCUGCUUUUUUUUUGUAUGUAUGUUUAGAAAGUGUUAUACACUCCACGACAGCUCUGUAUAGUUACCAUUCAUUGUAGAUAUUUGUACAUAGCCUUAGAUUUUUAAAAACUCUCUGAACUGCACAGUAGUGCCCUCUUGGCCCAAAAUAUUGAACCAUGUUUUGAUGCUGGUUGCAUUGCUACUAGACCAAAAAAGAAAGAUGUUUAGCCAAAUGAAUGAAGGCAUUUUGGAAUUGUCAUCUGUUUGACAAAGUUCAGAGGUUCAUUAGUAAGUGGGCUUUCGUGUUGAAAGGUUUUUUACUACAUGACCAUAGUUAGUUGUGGAGACAGUCGAUUUUACUGUGCAACUGCUGGUGUUUCAAUGACAUCUUGCCAGGCUUUAUUAGCUUUUGAACACUGCAUUCAGUACAUGCGAUGCUCAGACUUGAUACAACAGGCCAGUUUCACCACUGGUAUCAUCAGUAGCUGCAUUAGAAUGGUGGCAGAAUUUUUUUUUUUUUGUAAUGUGGACUGAGGCUUCAGUGCAUAUCGAAGACCUCCAUGUAGUAAAGAAUAAAAUUAGCCGGUGAGGUCAACAGCUUAUCUAGUCUUGGCACUCAUGGUGACUGUCAUGACUCUAAGUACAGUGGCAAGGUGUUCGAAAUGGGUGGUGCCAUGACAUUUACUAAGGCCGCUUGCUUGGGCUACUAUUGUGGUGAGAUUGGCCUGUGUUCAGUCGAGCACCUCUAAAUUUGUGCAAAGAUUUUAGAGCAAAUAUUUUGUGCUUUGUACAGCAAUCACUAGUGAACGAAAGUAGUCUAUUGUAUCUCAGAGGUCCCUGUAUGCCAAGCAAUAUAGUAAAAUCAAAAGGACAACUUCAAUAGCAUUUUUCAAUACCGGAGCAUUUAUUCUGCCACAGUGUGCAACUUCGAAUCAUAGUUUUACACAAUGUACAAAUUCUGAAUUCGGUAACCAAAUGCAACGAGCCUUUAAGAGCAGUGCUUUCAGUACUGUAUAGUGUGUACUAUGCUUUACUGUGCUUGUUGUGCAUUGCUGUAUUUCUCAAGUUUCUUGGAUUGUAAAGACAAUACUACCAACUGUGCAGUGUAUGGAAAUUGUUGGCACCUGCUGUUAAACUCGAAAUGGCAGCAAUAAAAUGUUUAUGGCUCGUU
This is a messenger RNA of Dermacentor silvarum, 3793 nucleotides long. RefSeq names its product dnaJ homolog subfamily B member 9-like. NCBI's taxonomy places the organism in Eukaryota, Metazoa, Arthropoda, Arachnida, Ixodida, Ixodidae. The record is from RefSeq and is a predicted model, not a curated record. Gene Ontology annotation, molecular function: protein-folding chaperone binding; misfolded protein binding. Gene Ontology annotation, cellular component: endoplasmic reticulum.